Messenger RNA from Akanthomyces muscarius, 1929 nucleotides. RefSeq lists its product as uncharacterized. Gene Ontology annotation, biological process: signal transduction; regulation of GTPase activity. Gene Ontology annotation, cellular component: cytoplasm. The record is from RefSeq and is a predicted model, not a curated record. Lineage: Eukaryota; Fungi; Ascomycota; Sordariomycetes; Hypocreales; Cordycipitaceae. The transcript has 3 exons. Bases 1 to 1929 code for a protein of 642 amino acids.
AUGGGACGAAAGCCCACUCCGCAGCCACUCAUGCUGCCAGACUCGACCAGUGCCGGCCUCACCCGCGACAAACUUACUCCCGCCGAGUCUCCUGCCGCGCAAGCACAGGGCUUGUCCUCAAACGACGCUCUAUCCGCCGUUGAUCAGCGCUCUCUGCCAGCCAAUCGCCCAUACACCGCACGCUCACCUCUCCCGCCCCCCGACCAGGACUACGACCGCCGCCAGCAUCGCGACGACUACCCCCUCCCGCACACUUCUCACGCAAACCUCGAUUCUCUCUCCGGCGCACCCCAGCCGUCCUCCCGCCAACCACAGCCCCAUUCAGAGGGCAGGAAGGCCUCGCGAAGCGGCUUCUUUCACUUCAGCAAAGGGUCUCGAGUUGCCACCCAGCCGUUGCCUGCAACACAACCCUUUGCAGACAAACUACAAGAGCACGCUGCCUCAAGGAGCGGCGAACAUCUUGCGACCGAUUAUUCAGGAGGCUCAAUCUACGGACAGGACGAUCUGCAGCGCCCGAACUUGCCUUUCUCUUCUCAGUCACAAAUAUCACUCUCAUCCGCCGGUGACACCGAUAGCGCCCCAACGGCUAGCGGCAAGCCACGCAAAUCAAAACCGUUUGGCCUCCUGGGACGCUCCAAAUCAAACCGCGACAAGGACCGCCCCAGUUCCAAGCCAGCGCCUGCUACCCUCCCGAAUACACCGAGCAUUCCCAUUGCGUACGACAAUUCUGCACCUCUGCGGACUGCACCGGUGGCUCAGGACCGCGCUUUUCGGGAAAUGAUGAAUUCGAGCAUCCGAAACCGUUCGGAAGACCGUGCUCCCGCUAGGAACGGCGGUGCCAGCCGCGAAAACCUCCGCGACCGCGAACGCGACAAUAAUCACAAAAUGCACUCUUCUUCGUACAAGGAAAACGGGGGCUCAACUUUUCUGAGCGGCUUGCGUAGCUCUCGGGCCGCCGAUAUCUUCAGUAAAGGCUUAUUCGGCAAGAACACAAGAAGCGGCAGCACAACAGAAAAGGAACCCGUGAUUGAUGACGAACAUUAUGCGUUAAAAGUCCUCAACCUUCCUUUGAUUGAACAGGCACGCCUCACUCGCAUCUCAAAACGGCUCGAGCACUCGCGCGACAAAACAGAAUUCUGGAUGCCUGCCUUCCCCUGGCGCGCCAUCGACUACCUAAACUACAAAGGCUGCGAUGUUGAAGGCCUGUAUCGCGUGCCAGGUAGUGGGCCGCAGAUCAAAAAAUGGCAGCGCCGUUUCGACGAACAAUACGAUGUCAAUCUAUUCGAAGUUGAUGAUCUGUACGAUAUCAACAUUGUUGGCUCGAUGCUAAAGGCAUGGUUACGAGAGCUGCCAGAUGAGCUGUUCCCCAAAGCAUCGCAGGACCGCAUUGCAAGAGAAUGCGCUGGCUCGGAAGAGGUCCCGCAGCUGCUUAUCGACGAACUCGCCGAAUUGUCGCCCUUUAACUAUUAUCUGCUCUUCGCCAUCACGUGCCACCUCAGCCUUUUGCUUGCCCACUCGGAUAAGAACAAGAUGGACUUUCGCAACUUGUGCAUCUGUUUCCAGCCCUGCAUGAAGAUUGACGCUUUCUGCUUCAAGUUUCUGGUCUGCGACUGGAGGAACUGCUGGAAGGGAUGCAAGAACGAGGCUAAAUAUAUCGAAGAAGAGUACAAGCUAUUUGACCAGCCGCCACCCAGAGGUCUCGCCGAGGCGGCGCAUCUGGCCAGCAACGCCGACGAGCCGCGAACUGUUUCCCCGGCCGAUAACGACCAAGACGGCAAAGACGAGUUUCACGAUGCUCUCGCUACCAGCGGACUAUCCAACGACAACGAUUCGAUAAGCGAAAGAAAUAGUGGUCCCGAAACACGGCCAAAGACGGCCGACAUGCGGCCGCUGUCGCCAAUCAAACCACUGUCCCCAUUGGGAUUCUGA